Beta vulgaris subsp. vulgaris (sugar beet) is the source of this 1535-nucleotide messenger RNA. RefSeq names its product transcriptional repressor ILP1-like. Gene Ontology annotation, molecular function: DNA binding. Gene Ontology annotation, biological process: mRNA splicing, via spliceosome. Gene Ontology annotation, cellular component: nucleus. NCBI's taxonomy places the organism in Eukaryota, Viridiplantae, Streptophyta, Magnoliopsida, Caryophyllales, Amaranthaceae. The transcript is spliced from 6 exons. The record is from RefSeq and is a predicted model, not a curated record. Bases 747 to 1397 code for a protein of 216 amino acids.
UAUCCUUUUUAAAAAUAUUUUUUCAUCCAUAUGCACACUGGCGGAUGUAACUAGUAACACGAAGCUUAAAAAAAAAGAAAAAAAAUUCUUAACCAAUUCACGCUGAAUUCUCACAUCUCUCAAAAACUUCCUUUUCUCAAUUAACGCCCUUUUCUCUCAUAUCUCACUUCCUCUCCCUUUCUCUCUCAUACAAUCUGAGAUACAAUCCCUUUAACUUCUCUCUCAUACGACAUCACCGGUGAACCUAAAGACCGUUCGUAACUCGAUCCUCGAACCUCCUGCUGGUUGCUUCGUGUCGGUGUUGUGAGUUGUGACUCAGAACUUCUACAAGGCUCACUGCCUCACCUACGGCCUACCUGCAGCAGCAGAAUUGCACAGUCGACCUCCAAUAGUCGUGACUAGAUAUUUCCAUCUUCUCUCUAUAACGUACUGGAACACUGCCUACCUUUCUACAAUUUCCUCAAGUGUCGUCUUAAGCGAUCAUCUACUCUUCUAAGUUCACACGUGCCCCUCCUAGUGUUCCUGUUUCAGCAAAUGAAAAGCUCCUUGCAUGGGUUGGUGAUGAGAUUCUACCUUGUGAUAGUGCAAAGGUUUUAAUUCUGGACUCAGUAGUACAAGGAGGUGAUUCUGUUUGGGAAGGACUACAUAUCUAUAAAGGAAAAAUAAUAUUUAAGCUUGAGGAGCAUCUGGAUAGGGUAUCAUCUUGCUGAACAUGACUAUAGCCUGUCAUACAGCUGAUAUGACAAAUGCACACUUUUCAAGGUAGCUCUAUGCCCUUGUAUCGUUCUGAUCACUCUCAUCUUCAUUGUUAUCUUCAUUAUUCUCAUUGUCAAGUUUCAUCUCAUCAAUCAUCUUCCCUUACACUACCUAUUUUACAAGAAAAAUUGCAUCAAGACAUAGCGCAUUGUUGGGAUAUACUUAGUAGCAGAGAGUCAAAGAAUGCAGUAUCGGCGACAGCCUUAAUCAUUAAUUAUGUUCCUGCCUCAAGUGAAGCUCUCAAGGAAUUGAUAGCUUCAAUUCGUACUCGGCUAGCUGAAGCAGUUGUUAAUCUUGUGGUCCCUGUAUGGAGUCGAGUCGCUAUGAAGGCUGUACCAAAUGUUGCAAGAGUUGCAGCAUGUCGAUUUGGUGUGGCAGUUCGACUGAUGAGGAACAUCUGCAUGUGGAAAGAUAUACUUUCUUUGCCAGUUUUGGAGAAGCUUGUUCUUGAUGACCUUUUGGCUGGAAAAGUACUUCCUCAUGUUCAGAACCUUAUUCAUGAUAUUCAUGAUGCAAUAACAAGAACUGAGAGGAUAAUUGCUUCAGUAAAUGGGGUGUGGUCUGGCGCAAGUCUCACAGCUGCAAACAGAGCUCAUACACACAAGUAUAAACAAGCUGGAGGAGGAGGAAUUUUGAGAUAACAUAGAUUUUUACUAGACCGUGUAAUUGAUCUAUAUGUUUUUUGGUCUUUGAAACUUUUGUGUAUAUAUAGUUUGGAAUUUUCUUGUUUUACUUGUUACAGAACAUAUUGAUUGAAAUUUUAUGAGCUAUAUUCUUAA